Molecule: messenger RNA, 3875 nt
Organism: Boleophthalmus pectinirostris (great blue-spotted mudskipper)
Lineage: Eukaryota; Metazoa; Chordata; Actinopteri; Gobiiformes; Gobiidae
Gene: prkcha
Product: protein kinase C, eta, a
Exons: 12
Coding region: 254-2104 (616 amino acids)
Biological process (GO): intracellular signal transduction; peptidyl-serine phosphorylation
Molecular function (GO): diacylglycerol-dependent serine/threonine kinase activity; ATP binding
Source: RefSeq, a predicted model, not a curated record
UGUCAGUGUUGUGCUUCCUAUUUACUGUAGAAGGCUCCCGAACAGGUUCACAGCGCAGCGGCACGCACUUGUUUCGCCGAUACGCAGAGGAACGGGACGAAAACUUUACCUCAACAUGGACAAAACUUUACAGAGAAGAAAGGACUUUAAAAUGUGCUUUGUGUUAUGAAGUGUUCUGACAUGAGGUGAGGUCGAGAGGGAUUCCCGUCCGUGCUUUCUGCUCUCGUCACGGAAUUAGGACUUUUAUGACAAGAUGAAGUUUAAUGGUUACUUGAAGUUGCGCAUUGGUGAGGCUGUGGAGCUGAAGCCUACCACCUACUCUUUGCGCCACUCUGUCAUCUUCAAUAAAGCCCCCCCGACUCUGGACCCCUACAUCGUCGUCAAGGUGGACGAGUUUAAGAUCGGACAGACUCACACAAAACAGAAGACAAACAUGCCCACGUACAACGAGGAGUUCUGCCUGAACGUGAACGACGGAGUGCACAUAGAGCUCACUGUUUUCCACGAGACUCCCAUCGGAUACGACAACUUUGUGGCCAACUGCACCAUCCAGUUUGAAGACCUGAUCCAGAAGGCCAACACGGGGGAGAGCUUUGAGGGAUGGAUGGACUUGGAGCCAGAGGGAAAAGUGUACAUUGUGAUCACUCUGACUGGAUCCUUCACUGAUGAUGAUGCCAUGGUGCACCCUCCUCAGAAGCGCCACAAAGAGCUGACCCGUACACGACAGGGGGCAGUGCGGCGGAGGAUCCACCAGGUCAAUGGUCACAAGUUUAUGUCCACGUUCCUCCGACAACCCACCUUCUGCUUCCACUGCCGUGAAUUCAUCUGGGGGGUGUUUGGGAAACAGGGUUAUCAGUGCCAAGUAUGCACUUGUGUUGUUCAUAAGCGCUGCCACCAGCUGGUGGUGACAGCAUGUCCUCGCAUGAAGAAAACUCAAAAUGAACAGCCGAUAAACCAGGGUUUCAGUAUCAAUGUUCCUCACAAGUUCAACAUCCACAACUACAAAUCUCCCACUUUCUGUGACCACUGUGGCUCUCUGCUGUGGGGACUUGUCCGGCAAGGCCUGCACUGCAAAAGUUGCAAAAUGAAUGUUCACAUCCGCUGCAAAGGCAAUGUGGCCCCGAGUUGUGGCGUCAACAGUGUGGAGCUGGCCAAUAAGCUGUCAGAGAUGGGUCUACAUCCAGGAGGCCUCUCCAAGCGCGCCUCAACAGUUAAGGGCACCCAGGUGAGGGCGCCAGAGCGCAGAGAGAGUGUGGAAAUACAGCCACAGACAGUCAAGCUGGGCCUCGAAAACUUCACCUUCAUCCAGGUGCUGGGGAAAGGCAGCUUUGGCAAAGUGAUGUUGGCGCGGCUCAAUGACACUGAGCGUGUGUUUGCAGUGAAGGUGCUGAAGAAGGACAUCAUUCUGCAGGACGACGACGUGGAGUGCACCAUGACUGAGAAACGAGUGCUGUCGCUCGCCCGUUGCCACCCUUACCUCACCCAGCUCCACUGCUGCUUCCAGACACGUGACCGACUUUUCUUUGUAAUGGAGUUUGUGAAUGGGGGAGACCUCAUGUUUCACAUCCAGAAGUCCAGGAAGUUUGAGGAGCCCAGAGCACGUUUCUAUGCUGCUGAGAUCACCUCUGCUCUCAUGUUCCUUCACAGCAAGGGAAUCAUCUACAGAGAUCUGAAACUAGACAAUGUUCUGCUGGACAAAGAUGGCCACUGUAAGCUAGCAGACUUUGGUAUGUGUAAGGAGGGUAUCUUCGAUGGAGUAGCCACAGCCACCUUCUGCGGGACUCCUGACUAUAUCGCCCCAGAGAUCCUACAGGAGAUGCUGUAUGGGCCAUCGGUGGACUGGUGGGCUCUCGGGGUGUUACUGUACGAGAUGCUCUCAGGCCAUGCCCCCUUUGAGGCAGAGAAUGAGGAUGACCUGUUUGAGUCCAUCCUGAACGAGGAGAUAGUGUAUGCCUCAUGGCUCAGCAAAGAGGCUGUCAGCAUCCUCAAAGCGGUCAGUUUUGUUCACAUCCUCAGAGUGUGUGUUUUUGGUAUUCAUUCAAGUCAUAUUACUUUUUCAUUUAUUUUAUUUAUUUAUUUAUUUGAUUGGGACAGAGCAUGUUAAUGAACAAACAUGACAACAUGAAUGUAAACACACCAGAUUGUAGCCUAAGGCUAAUUUCCAUCCGUUGUCCCAAGGGCUGGGGUUACAGGGGCCAGACACUAAAAUAUUGCACACUCCACUCAUUAUAUAGUUCCAUUCAUUGCACAGUUCCCAUUCAUUGCACAGUUCCCAUUCAUUGCACAGUUCCCAUUCAUUGCACAGUUCCCAUUAUUGCACAGUUCCCAUUAUUACACAGUUCCCAUACAUUGCACAGUUCCCAUUCAUUGCACAUAGAAAAUGAAUCCUGUUAUAGAUUCCAUUUUGAAGAAUUUUGUCAGGUCAAAAGUUAGAACAGCAAUAAUGCCGACUGUCCUAAUAUUGCUUUGCUUGAAGCCCAUGGAUAUGUAUAUAUGUUCCACAGAACUCAUGUCCAUGUGGGCUAUAGGAACAUUCCUGCAGCACAGAUGUAUAUUGAACUUGAGCCUGACUGUGCAGUGACUCCAGCUAUGUGCCCUGAAUGUUACAUAACUGUAUUAAGCUAUGGUUCAGAAACUUUCCCAGCUAUAGUCCACUUCCAAAUUCAAAAGCCUUCAUAAUAUGUUUGCAGUUUCAAAUGUACCAAUGGACAUGAUGAAUCAGCAUUUAGUGACUAUUAGAUUUAUUAGGUCCUUUCUUUUAUUACAUAAGCAGUUUACAUAAGAGAUCACUGGGCCAACCACAUAAAAACACAACUAAUGCCACUAAUCUGUUAAAUCUAGUGGAGGAGGUGAAAGUAUGUAUGUUUUCCCUGGCUGUCCUUGCCACAUGAUGGAGCUCACAGUCUCUUUAUACAGGGGAUUACAAUCCAAACAUGACUCAACACUGUAUAUUCUGUAUCAUCUGAUCUGCACCUCAUCUCCAGCAGGAGUCAUGUCUGUGCAGGUCAAACUCUACUGGGAGCAAAUACAGCCAGGACAUAUGAUGCUUAUCAAAACAGGCACAUAUCCUUUUCACAUACUCUCAAAUUCCAUUCUAUCUGCACCCGUGCUCCUGUUUAUUUAAAGGUAUGAUAUGCAGCCUGUGCUCUUACUGUUUUAAAAAAGGAACUACAAUCACAACUGAACCUUGCCAGUUCCUUAAGUUGCAUAUAGAGGAUAAAAAACAGACCAUGCCUCAUUGUGAAAGCUCAGACCUCCAGAAUUCACUUGCAGAGUUGCAGAGACUGCCCUGGCACUGAUUAAUGAUACUGCAGGUGCUGGGGGUUAGGUAAUGAGAAUUCAGAGGAGAGAAUACUUCAUGUCCAACGUUUUUGUAAUAAAGAAUAACUGUGUAGUACAACCAGGUAUCAGUAAAAGCGGCAUUUCAUUUGAACUUGCUCAGUCAAAUCCAAAUACCCCUUUAACACCCAUUCAAAUUUAGCCGACACUAUUGUUGAGGCUGAAAUGUUAAUAUACCUGGAAAUCCCAUGGCUUGGGUCUGCUCCUCCCUAGUAUACCGCACUGAACUGAGCCCAGAGUUUAAAUUGUCACCCUAUUGUUUAGAUGAUGAAGCUGGAGUAUGUUGUCAGAAUGAACAGGUGAGGUAUUGUUUGGAUGUGUGUGACUUUGGACAUUCGGGGUGUCCUCAAAUGAACCGAAUCCGAGCCUUGUGAGUGGGGUUAGACAUAAUCUACAGAGCUUCUUCUCAAUUGGAAAAUGGGGUGUGGCUGGAAGUUGUUUUGGUUGUGGUCCAGGUUUGUUUUUUCCGGACAGGUCUGGUUUGAACGAGUUGAGUCAUUGUUCUAAGCCCAAUGCAAAUUCCAACAUUCAGCAAU